GAUGCCUCGUCUUCCAAAUACUCGAUGACUCGAGCCACUCCCCAUGGCAGUCGACUCUGACACUAUACCAGCUGGCUCAGCUGGCUUUGGCCAAAAACCCAAUAUUGUCACUCAAGGAUCGACUCCUCACAGCGAGGUCGCGUCCAUCGAGACAGGAUCCGAUAUGUCUGUCAACGAUGCAAGUCUCUCUCCUAAACCAUCUUCUCGUCUCUCCUGGAAAGGCGGCAUUUCGAAUCUCCUCAGACGCUCUGGAGAACGACAUGUGACCCCUCAAGAAGUGAGCCGAUGGUCCAAGACGACGACCGACUCGGACAUAAGUGAGCCGGUGAAAACAGCCUCGCUGAUCAAGGACAAAGGGGUGCUCAAGAAGAUGAUGAAGAACAAACCUUUGGGUGUGUCAGGCCCGGCUACAGAUACAAGCCCAGCCGAUCCAGCGUAUGACCCGGUCAGCGAGACAGUUGGCCCUUUUGGUGAUCCCUUGAUCAUACCCGCCAGCUCUACAGACGGUCCAGAAGAGCCCACAUCCUUCUAUGACGACGGCUCUGACGAAUCCACAGUUGCUUCUCCACGUUCAUCCAUCGUGCAACGAGCCAGUAGUGUGCGUGUUGCCCGACCACGCAUUGUGCAACACUGCAACGACUCUGGAGGCUCUAUCGGCAAGCUGUUCGCGCCCGAUAGCACGCCAAUAGAAGAAGAGCCUGCAAUGUUGGUUCCAACAGCUCUCAGUCCGAGCCACCAGCUCAGAAAGCUACAUACCAUGAAUGCGGAAACCGAGAAAGAAAUAGAUGAUCACAUCAAGGUAACCUCCCCAGGAGGCAGACAAGACGCCUUGGACGCUCUGGAGGGCAAGAAUCCCAGCUUCGAAGAUAUCGCAAACAUCGCUCCCGAAGAUGCAGCCAUAGACCGCACCGAGGCAAGGGACACGAUCAAAAACACCGUCAUCGAAUAUCCCACUAGCCCAGAAACAGUCACAGGGACAACUACCCUGCCAACACCACUCGGGGGAUUUGGAUCUCUCCGACUACACAAGAGGGACAGGGAUGCCAAUCAAGUGACCACAAAGUCCGGCAACACCCCUUUUGUCGACGGCCUUCGUUCCAAUCCAGUGGAAGUCGACAAGAAGCUCUCUCGGGCAAUCUCCGCCCCUAUCAGCCAGUCUGGUCGAAGGGUAACGAUCCGCCCAUCGAACUUGGUCAUCGGCCGUACCGCCACCGAUAGCAGUACGUUCCGUGAAUCCAUCGUCAGCACACCCUACCCGGCACGACAGAACAGUAUUACUGAAGAGGAUGAAACUUCUUCUCAAGCCAAUCAAACUUCGUCGGGUCAUGGUUAUCGGCGAGCACGCCCUCUAUCAGACCAGACCGAAGUCGAUUCUGCGGAAGAGAAGGAUGAUGAUUUAGAUAUUUCCAUCAACGAAAAGCCGCCAAUCGUGCCAAUUUCAACCAAACCUUCGAUCAUGCCCACCACCAGCCGAUCUGAUCGCUUCCCAUCGCCUGUGGCUCCAGAGAUUCUCUUCCUCGAUCUACGACUUGCACGUCAUCCAUCGGCGAGGGUCAAAGUCGAGGUCGAAGUUGUCGACAAAACCACUUUCGACGACGAACAACUAUUCAAAUUAAUCCAGAAGACAUACAACAGCAAAUUCCAUGGACUGGUACGUGGGCUAUUCUCGGCGAGCAAAUUGUCACAUGCAAGCCUAGCACCAUCAUCUUCGUCAUCCUCACCGUCGUCGUCACCUUCCAUCCAUGGUUAUUCUGGAUCUGGAUAUGGAUAUGGAUAUGGACAUGGAGAUUGGCACGGUCAACAACCUUUGACCAUCGAUGGCGCAGACUUCAUACGACACUUACUCCGACCGCGACUUGGACAUCGGCGAAAAGUCUGGCUACUCUGGCUUCGAAACCAGCAGCAUGUGCACCGAGGUGGUCGUAUUACUGCAUCGCCACGCCAUCGAUCUCGACUAUCCAAUGACGACAGUCCCGCCGACUCGACCGUUAGCCCGGUGUUCUCGUUUAUGCCAUCACGAGACGGAGGAAGUAUCGCUACAAGUACCAAUCAUAAUACCCAGCAGCAUAAUGCCGUCCAUAACCACAACGAAAACGACGGUGAAGUGAAACCCUCUGUUCCUCACAGCAACAAUAGCACCACCAAUCUCCGUAACCCAGCCCAAGCCCCAGCCCCAGGUUCAUCAACCCAAGCAAGCAACAUCGCCAUGCCACGAAUGCCAUUCCAGACCUAUCCACAACGACUUAAAUCCACCGUCUCUCACAGUCAACCUCAAACCCCCAACACUGCAUCAACAUGGUCAAAUUACGAAGCUGUACCACCAAGUCGUAUCCACAGCCAUAGACACCCACAUACACAUUCACAUUCAGUUUCACAUACCACCAUCGAUGGAAUCCCCACCCUAUAUCUACACUAUACAUUCUGUCUCUGGCGUGUGCUAUUAUUCCUCGCCUUGACAAUCAUAGCAUCGCUAUUCACGACGACCAUGUGGAUCUUAUUCGGACUUCCUGGUCGCGGAGCGGAUCAAGGUGAUGGAGAAGUGGUUUUUGAAGAUAAAGCGUAUCCCUUGAGUUGGCAGCGUGAUGCGCAGGGUCGGGUGGGAACGGGGCUUUUACUUGGGUUUGUGGUCCUCGCGUUGGGGUGUAUUGCGGAGGGAGCGUGGGUUUGGGCGAGUUGGGUUUUGAAUUGA
This is a messenger RNA of Exophiala mesophila, 2689 nucleotides long. RefSeq lists its product as uncharacterized. The record is from RefSeq and is a predicted model, not a curated record. The transcript has a single exon. NCBI's taxonomy places the organism in Eukaryota, Fungi, Ascomycota, Eurotiomycetes, Chaetothyriales, Herpotrichiellaceae. The coding region runs from base 44 to 2689 and encodes 881 amino acids.